CGGUGCAACCUGCUAGACAUGCGGAAUUUUCCUUCACAGGCAGCGCAUGCUCGCUGCUGGCAACAGGCGAGAAUGCCGCCUCAGUCCGCACAGUUUUUACUGCCGUAUGAAAGGCCAACCGUAUAAAACCAUUCGUCUUCAUUGCGUGCAAAACCCCAGUGAAACGCGGACAUGAAUGCCGUAAUCCUUCUUCUCUUCGUCAUCUGGACCGUGCUGUUCACGACGCGCAACAUCACACGUCGGAAGGACUCCUUGACGGAAGAAGAAAGGCGGCGAUUGGACGAACCGCUUUUCCUGACACCGUUUUUGGAUGCAAACGACACCGAAAAGGCACGGCAUCUCAGCAGAAUCACUCUCUUUGAAGAAGGUUACGGCGUUGAAGCGCACUCGGGCUACAUCACAAUUGACAAGACUCUAGGCAGCCACCUUUUCUUCCUACUUACAAAAACAAAGCAUUCCUUUCCCGACGAGGCCCCUCUGAUUCUCUGGACGUUCGGCGGUCCCGGUGUGUCCUCACUGCUCGGACCGUUGCUCUUCAACGGUCCCUUUACUUUAGAUGCGCAAGGACGACUCGUGGCGGCAUCUCCGGCAAGCGGUCAGCUGCAGUCGUUCGCGCACGUCCUCUACCUGGACCAUCCGGUCGGCAGUGGCUACAGCUUCGCCGAGCAAGAGGGUGACGACAGGACGUUCGCCAAGAGCAUCGACGACGCCGUCGACGCGGUCGACGACUUUCUGUGCCAGUUCGAGCUCCUCUUCCCCGAAUUUCGGGGCCGGCAGUUUUACUUCGCCGGAGAAUCGUACUCGGCGAGAGACGCCUUCGGCUUCGCCAACCGGUACCACGGUAAGGGGGUCAAGACGAGCCUGAAGUUGGCCGGCAUCAUGAGCGGUGCCGGUUUCAUCGCGCCGCUGCUGAGGGCCGCCAACCCCGCGAAAUUCCUGCUCCAGCUCGGGCUCAUCGACGUCCACGGGAGGCGGCUGUUGGACGAGAAGUUUAGGCAAAUGAAGGAAUCGGUGGACGACGAAGAGAUCAUCGUGGCUCUCUUACUGCUCAGGGAGGUGUUCACCAAGACAGAAGAGGACGGACCUUCGCUGUUCGAGUCGCUCACGGGGUUCCGCCACCGAGCAUCGGCGCUUCACUCCACGGAGCCACCAGAAUUCGCGACUUACCGGAAGUACGUCACGAGCGAAGACUUCAAGAGGGCCAUUCACGUGGGCGUCAACGCCACUAUGGACCGGCAGCGCAACAUUGUGAGCACCACCCUCUACUCGUACGACGCCUUCAAGGACGUCAGGGAGCUCAUGGCGACAGUGCUGGACAAGCAGCGAGUGCUUGUGUACGGCGGGAACAUGGACGUCGUCUAUCCGGCGGAUGACGUCUACGGGUUCCUGCGGUCUCUCCAAUGGAAAGGCGAAGAGGAUUUGAGGGUAGCGAGGAGAAGGCCGUACAGGAACGCAUCAGCCGCAGGAGGGAGGUGUUCACCAAGACAGGGGAGCGUGGACCUUCGCUGUUCGAGUCCCUCACGGGGUUCCGCCACCGAGCGUCGGCGCUUCGCUCCACGGAGCCACCGGAAUUCGCGACUUACCGGAAGCACGUCACCAGAGAUGACUUCAAGAGGGCCGUUCACGUGGGCGUCAACGCCACUAUGGACCGGCAGCGCAACAUUGUGAGCACCACCCUCUACUAGUACGACGCCUUCAAGGACGUCCGGGAGCUCGUGGCGACGGUGCUGGACAAGCGGCGACUGCUCGUGUACGGCGGGAACAUGGACGUCGUCUAUCCGGCGGAUAACGUCUACGGCUUCCUGCGGUCUUUCCAAUACAAAGGCUAAGAGGAUUUGAGGAUAGCCAGGAGAAGGGCGUACAGGAACGGAUCAGACGCAGGAGGUGAAGUGGUGGGCUACAAAAUGAUUGUCCGCAACUUCACGUAGGCAUUGCUCUUGAAUGCCGGUCACUACGUGUCGCUGGACAGUCGCAGAGCAGUCGUUGAUCUCUACAGAGAUUUUGUGCGCUCCAACACCACUUCUACUUAGCGAACCGUUUCGUUUCCUCGUCCUAAUGUGCAUACAACAUUUUACAAAUGCUCGACGAGGUUCUGAUGCGUCUCGUACCUCCGUGUGGCUUUGACAGCCCGCAGAAAAACAAUAAACGCUCCCUACAUAUCCUACCUGCAAUAAAAAAACACACUUUGAAGCGCAUCAUUCCUUUAAUAAAACGAAUAGCUUGCGGAAAACCUUCGGCUGUUAGCUUACAUUGAUAAUCAUUGUCACUUUAAUGCUUGUUUCGGAACUUAAGCUGUCGCAGCAGCCACUAGUGUUUUGCUCAUUACUGUGGCUCUUACUGGCAUUGUCGGUGCUAUCGUAGCAUUUGUUGCUUUCGUGGUUACAACUGCUCUUGCACCAGUACAUGGUUCCCGCCACCGCUAUGAGAUAAGAGGAGAAGGAGCAUGCUUUGUUGUGCUAGACUUUUACGGUUGUUGGCAUUCUACACAGCAAUCCUUUUAACACCUAAUAAUAUGUCAAAUUGGCUUUUCAUUCAUAUUAAAUGUUCACAUUUUUUUUCAGGCUCGUAUAUGAGAGGUAUUUUAUGUUCUUUCUACGAAAACUGAGGACAAGGUGACGAAUGUGUUUUCAGCACUCCCCGAAGUAUUGUGGUGCCUCCAUGAAUUGUUAAAAUAUUUAUUGCAAAAGAAGGUAAUUUAAAGUCAGUUGUUUUGUACGACCAAAAAUUUAGAACAUAAUAGUUUUCGUGUUUUAAGGCGGUGUGUUUGUUACUCUACUCUAUGCUAUAUACUGUACUCUAAGCCCGAAUGACUAUUACAAAUUACGGCAAAAGAUUCGUCACAAUGUUUGCAUCUAAUGAUAACGGGUUAUUACACUGCAGCCUGUAAUGGCGAUCUAAGGUGCUGUGCCGGCUGCUUAGGACUGGUACUACUACAGUCGAGACAUUUGCUGGGAUUGGACAGUAGAAGGAGUGCAACGAAAAGUUCGGCAACUUGAUGGGCGAAUUAUACACAUUCGUAAAUUCUAAGUGUAUUAACCGGCUGCGGUGUGGUGCCAUAUAGAGAAUCUGCAUGAUCGCCGCACAAGGAAAGCGGAUGCGAAUCCACCCCGUUGUUCCGUUCGUAGGGUUUGUUAACAUACGAAUUGUUUGCCCUUUUACGCAGCGUAUAAAAAAGAAGAUGAGACAGCGUCAAAGAAAAUACCAGAAGACGAUGCGAACUUAAAAAGCGACUAAUAAUUUCGCUCCUCGUUUGACAAAUGUUUUUAUAGAAGGAGCUAUAUUUUCAAGGGCUGCUUAUCUGGACACCUGAAGAAUGUUCGCCUCGCGUAAAAGGAAUAAUUAUCCUCAAGGUUUUGUUUUUUUUUGCAUUUAUUACAUGUGUGUCUAGGAGAGUAUGCCAUUGUUUGAUUCCCACUACUUCUUCUGCCUUAAUCGUACGGUAAAUAUAAAAUUUAAAUCGGCUGAAGCAAGCAAACAGAAUAAUAAUAAAAUAUACCCACUGCCACAGAGAGCUCAAGUGACCCCAUUUUAUGCCACGACAAAUGGACAUUGCGCAGCAAGUUCAAAGAAGUGCACGGUACAUUACAACAAACUCAUGUAAAACAUUACAAGCAGUUUACAUAUACAGUAGGAGGUCUUAUGGUUCAAGAACCGUAGGCAGUAGCUCUUGUCAAAGUAAGACAACGAAAAGAACAACAGAUUAUUUUUGCGAUAAUAUAUUUGCCAAGCGCGUUGUUGUAAAUGAAAUCAUCAGAAGUCAUUAACAGGAAAUAACUAUGCGCUAACACAGAUAUGUAAGGAGAAAAAUGGUUUAUGCAUCAAAUAAAAACGAUUUCAAUUCUGUC
Dermacentor andersoni is the source of this 3845-nucleotide messenger RNA. RefSeq names its product venom serine carboxypeptidase-like. The record is from RefSeq and is a predicted model, not a curated record. NCBI's taxonomy places the organism in Eukaryota, Metazoa, Arthropoda, Arachnida, Ixodida, Ixodidae. Gene Ontology annotation, biological process: proteolysis. Gene Ontology annotation, molecular function: serine-type carboxypeptidase activity.